This is a messenger RNA of Eruca vesicaria subsp. sativa (arugula), 512 nucleotides long. NCBI's taxonomy places the organism in Eukaryota, Viridiplantae, Streptophyta, Magnoliopsida, Brassicales, Brassicaceae. The record is from the annotation of a GenBank genome assembly.
ACCAAUCGGCAUUUUUCUUUGUGAGAGAUUUCAGUAUUAAGAAAAAGGAGAUUCCCUCGCCGGAAUAGUCACCGGAGAUAAAGAAAAAGAAUGGCGUCCCUGAAAUUUCCGUCGGAGAUUCUCGCCAUCUUCAUCAUCAUCUCCGUGAUUCUCUUGCCGAUUGCUCAUGCGCAAUCACCUUCGCCUGCUCCGGCACCCACCAGCGAUGGAACAUCGAUAGAUCAGGGGGUAGCGUAUGUUCUAAUGAUGGUGGCUUUGGCGUUAACUUAUUUCAUUCAUUAAACUUUACGGAUCUUCCAAUUUGUUAUUUCUUCACAAUGGUUGUGUUCUUCAUUAAUUUGACCUUCUUUUGUUUUAUUUUGUUUUUGUGACGUGAGAUUUGUAGAAAAUCAAAAGAUAGCUAGGUUCUGGACUCAUGUUUUUGUUCUGCUUUUGUUGGUUGGAUGAUUGGUGUAAUUUAUAUCUUCUUGUUUAAUGUAAAACGUGUGAUUAUAAUACUUUUUGAUAACCGC